Schizosaccharomyces cryophilus OY26 is the source of this 321-nucleotide messenger RNA. RefSeq names its product protein involved in protein folding in the ER. The transcript has 2 exons. NCBI's taxonomy places the organism in Eukaryota, Fungi, Ascomycota, Schizosaccharomycetes, Schizosaccharomycetales, Schizosaccharomycetaceae. Bases 1 to 321 code for a protein of 106 amino acids. The record is from RefSeq and is a predicted model, not a curated record.
AUGUCGUCGAGAACAAAAUUCAUUACCGUCUUUUUACUUCUUGCUUCUCUCUUAGGGCACACAGCCAAAUCUGCGCAUAGGUUUAUUAGCACUUCCGAUGCAUGUGAAUCACUCCCUAUUGCUAUAAAAGUUGAAUGUUUGACAAUUACCCUAGCAUUCUGUUUGUUAACUAUUUUCUUUGCAGCUCCUUUGCGCUGUAUAGUAUUGUGCAAGUGGACGACAAAGACCGUGGAUAAUUCUUACCUUUCUUAUAGGAUUAAUUUUCUAAGAAUCAAAGAAUUGAGAGAUACUUACGUUCCCCAUGGUAUUAAAAGCUCUUGA